Molecule: messenger RNA, 882 nt
Organism: Fusarium keratoplasticum
Lineage: Eukaryota; Fungi; Ascomycota; Sordariomycetes; Hypocreales; Nectriaceae
Exons: 3
Coding region: 1-882 (293 amino acids)
Source: RefSeq, a predicted model, not a curated record
AUGACUGUCCCAACACCCCCAAUUGCCCGCUUUGACGCAACUGAUCCGUCAACCACCAUCGACAAACUGGUCGAGGUGAUCAAGCGUGAUGGAGGCGUAAUCGUCGAAAAGUUGAUUACCUCCGAGCUUGCGACUCAGAUCAGCAAAGAUCUUAAGCCUGCCUUUGACACCGAUAUCAAGGACAAAUAUGGCUUCUUCCCCGAGACAACUCAACGAGCAACAGGCCUGCUUGGCUUGUCUGAGGCCUGUGUCGAACUCGCUUGCAGCAAGAUCUACAAUGAAGUUGCUCAAGCCGUGUUACCGUCAACUUACUCCUUCUGGAGGGGUGACCACAAGAAGACGGUCAGCGGCAAGCCCAUCAUUUCUUCCACUGCUGGAUUCCGUGUCAACCCUGGGGGAACCCAGCAGGUCCUCCAUCGAGACGACAACGAUUAUUACCGUCACAACACGGAUGAGCCUCUGAUGAUUGGCUGCGUCACAGCCUUGACCAAGACGACAAAGGAAAACGGCGCCACGAUCUGCAUCCCCGGGUCGCAUCUCUGGGGCCCUGAUCGGAGGCCUUUGGACGAAGAGGCGGUUCCUGCUGAGCUGGAGAUUGGUGACGCUCUCAUCUUCUUGGGAAACCUUUAUCAUGCCGGCGGCGCCAACACAACCAAGAAUGAGUACCGGGAAACCGUUGGCAUAUUCCUCUGCAAGCCAUAUCUCCGACCGGCUGAGAACCAGUUCCUCAUGGUGCCGCUGGAGAAGGUGAGGAAGAUGAAGCCGCAAGCGCAACGCUUGCUGGGUUACGGUCUCUUGGAGCCCGGGGUUGGUUUCAUGAACUAUCAGGAUCCUAUGAGAGUAUUGUUUGGGGUUGAAGAUGAGGAGACUGUCAACAUGUGA